GCCGGUUUGGUAAACUACUACCGAUCCGGCGACCAACUCGCCGGGCACGUCGACGACGCCGAGGUGGACAUGUCCAAGCCCAUCGUCAGCGUGAGCCUGGGGUGCCCGUGCGUGUUUCUCCUGGGCGGGCGCAGCCGGGACGUGGCGCCGACCGCGGUGUUGAUGCGAUCGGGGGACGCGAUCGUGCUGACGGGACCGAGCCGGCGGUGCUAUCACGGCGUGCCCAGGAUAUUCGUCGCGGGCGAGGGAUGCGUGGACGGAGACGGGGUGCGGUUGGGGUGCCCCGAGUGGCUCGGGAACCCGGACGCGUGGGCGGAGGAGCCGGACGUGGCGAGGUACAUCGCGGGAGGACGCGUCAACGUCAGCGUCCGCGUGGUAG
Messenger RNA from Micromonas commoda, 379 nucleotides. RefSeq lists its product with no specific name. The transcript has a single exon. The record is from RefSeq and is a predicted model, not a curated record. Lineage: Eukaryota; Viridiplantae; Chlorophyta; Mamiellophyceae; Mamiellales; Mamiellaceae. Gene Ontology annotation, molecular function: oxidative RNA demethylase activity; broad specificity oxidative DNA demethylase activity; ferrous iron binding. Gene Ontology annotation, cellular component: nucleus; cytoplasm. Gene Ontology annotation, biological process: oxidative RNA demethylation. The annotation marks the transcript as partial.